AUGUCCUCCUCCCCGUCCUCCUCCCCCUCUCCCUCCUCCCUCGCCCACCUCCUCCCCCCCAGCUGGCAAACCCAAGUAACCGCCUGGCUGGCCGAAGACACGCCCUCCUUCGACUACGCCGGCUUCGUCGUCGGCGACGCCCCCCGCACCGCCACCCUCUGGGCCAAAUCCCCCGGCAUCAUCGCCGGCCGGCCCUUCUUCGACCAGGUCUUCCACCAGUGCGGCUGCGCCGUCGAGUGGCACGCCGACGAGUGCUCCCCCGUAGUCCUGGACCAGGGCAGCAGCAGCAGCAGCAGCAAGAUGAAGGUCGCGACCGUCACGGGCCCCGCGAGGGGCAUCCUCCUGGGCGAGCGAGUCGCGCUCAACGCCCUCGCGCGGUGCUCCGGCGUCGCCACGCAGAGCCGCGCCCUCGUGGACAAGCUGCGCAAGGCCGGAUACAGGGGCGUGCUCGCGGGCACGCGCAAGACGACGCCCGGGUUCCGCCUCGUCGAGAAGUACGGCAUGCUGGCCGGCGGCGCCGACGCCCACCGCAUGGACCUGAGCGCCAUGGUCAUGCUCAAGGACAACCACGUCUGGAGCCGCGGCAGCAUCGCCGAGGCCGUCGCCGCCGCCAAGAGCGUCGCCGGCUUCAGCGUCAAGGUCGAGGUUGAGGUGCAGUCCGAGGCCGAGGCCGACGAGGCCAUUGAGGCCGGCGCGGACGUCGUCAUGCUGGACAACUUCUCCGGCGACGGCGUCAAGGUCGCGGCGAGGAGCUUGAAGGAGAGGUGGGCCGGCAAGAAGCACUUUCUACUCGAGGUCUCCGGGGGACUGAGGGAGGAUAACGUGGAGCCGUAUGUGUGCAAUGAUGUCGACAUUAUUUCGACGAGCUCGAUUCACCAGGGGGUUCCGCACGUCGACUUUUCCCUCAAGAUCAAUCACUGA
Molecule: messenger RNA, 921 nt
Organism: Trichoderma citrinoviride
Lineage: Eukaryota; Fungi; Ascomycota; Sordariomycetes; Hypocreales; Hypocreaceae
Product: nicotinate-nucleotide diphosphorylase
Exons: 2
Coding region: 1-921 (306 amino acids)
Biological process (GO): quinolinate catabolic process; NAD+ biosynthetic process
Cellular component (GO): cytoplasm
Molecular function (GO): nicotinate-nucleotide diphosphorylase (carboxylating) activity
Source: RefSeq, a predicted model, not a curated record